UCUUUCAUUAUAUUGAAGUAGUCAUUCAGAUGUUCUGUUUGUUGAAUCGACUAAAUAAUGGAUAUAUUAGUGCAGUCAGCUAGUCACAACGAGCCUUUAAAUUUCGAGGUCACAGAAAAUCAUGUUCCAACCGUCGAAACACCUAGUCUCCCCCUAAUUGCCAACUUGAUUUUUACUUGUACCAGAUUAUCGGGAACCCAAGAACGGACGAAAAUCUUCAAGUAUGUUACUUUAGUCUUGACCUUUGUGACGUAUGUAAGUUUUCACUUGUCUCGGAAAGUGGUCGGAAUCGUAACCCCAGUUUUGACGAAUGGUUCGCAGAAUGGGGAAUUGCCUUGGGGUCCUUUUGGCCAAGACAAGGAGGACUCAGAAAUCGCUGCUCUGGAUGCGAGUUUUCUGUUCGCUUAUGCUUUUGGGAUGUUCUUUUCUGGGCAUCUAGCUGAAAGAACGGAUCUGAGAUAUUUUCUCUCUACUGGGAUGCUAUUAAGUUGCUUGUUUACUGCAAUGUUUGGUCUUGCGCGCUUCAUUGACAUACACGACCUCGGAUACUUUAUUAUGGUGCAGAUUCUAAACGGAUUCGCCCAGAGCUCAGGCUGGCCAUCAGUAGUGCCCAUUCUCGGACACUGGUUCGGAUAUGGUCAGAGAGGCUUUAUUAUGGGUAUUUGGAACUCACAUUUAUUUGUCGGCAACAUUUUGGGCUCCAUAAUUGCAGGAAUUUGGGUUGACACAAAUUGGGGCUGGUCAUUCAUGGUUCCCGCCGCAAUCUUAGGAGCUACAGGAGUUUUAGUUUUUUUGACAGUAGUACCAUAUCCCGAAAUGGUAGGCUGCACUGAUCCGAAUCACGAGACUGAUCCCGAGGAGUUGCCAGCAGCUGUGAACUUUAAUGUCAGUGGAUAUCGUGAUGAAGAUCGCGGGAACCAAAUCGGAGGGUCUCAAGAGGCUCUCACUGAGAUGAAUA
Molecule: messenger RNA, 958 nt
Organism: Symsagittifera roscoffensis
Lineage: Eukaryota; Metazoa; Xenacoelomorpha; Acoela; Convolutidae
Product: glucose-6-phosphate exchanger SLC37A2-like
Biological process (GO): transmembrane transport
Cellular component (GO): membrane
Molecular function (GO): transmembrane transporter activity
Source: RefSeq, a predicted model, not a curated record